Molecule: messenger RNA, 1570 nt
Organism: Aphanomyces astaci
Lineage: Eukaryota; Oomycota; Saprolegniomycetes; Saprolegniales; Verrucalvaceae
Product: tubulin alpha chain
Exons: 1
Coding region: 135-1496 (453 amino acids)
Biological process (GO): microtubule cytoskeleton organization; mitotic cell cycle
Cellular component (GO): cytoplasm; microtubule
Molecular function (GO): GTP binding; structural constituent of cytoskeleton
Source: RefSeq, a predicted model, not a curated record
UCGAUAAACCACCUUUCAACCACCAAAGAUCCAUGCAGCCCGUUCCUCGGCCGGCGGCGCACAUUUCAAAAGUCGACCAAAGGAUAAGCUCCCUCACCUAGCUUCUUCUUCAUCACUAAGAACAUCUCGACACCAUGCGCGAAGUCAUCUCCAUCCACUUGGGCCAAGGCGGUAUCCAGACCGGCAAUGCGUGCUGGGAACUGUACUGUCUCGAACACGGUAUUCAACCCGAUGGUCAAAUGCCCUCGGACAAGACCAUCGGCGGCGGCGACGAUGCGUUCAACACGUUCUUCAGCGAAACCGGCGCCGGCAAGCACGUGCCUCGCGCCGUGCUCGUCGACUUGGAACCGAGUGUGUGUGACGAAGUCCGCACAGGGACGUACCGUCAAUUGUACCAUCCGGAACAGAUCAUCUCGGGCAAGGAAGACGCGGCCAACAACUACGCCCGCGGCCACUACACGAUCGGUAAAGAAAUCGUCGACCUCGUACUGGACCGCAUCCGCAAGUUGGCCGACAACUGCACGGGUCUCCAGGGGUUCUUGGUGUUCAACGCCGUGGGCGGCGGGACCGGCUCGGGCCUCGGCGCGCUCUUGCUCGAGCGGUUGUCGGUCGACUACGGCCGCAAGUCCAAGCUCGGGUUCACCAUCUACCCGUCCCCCCAGGUGUCGACGGCUGUCGUGGAGCCGUACAACUCUGUGCUGUCGACGCACUCGUUGCUCGAACACACGGACGUGGCUGUGAUGCUGGACAACGAAGCCAUCUACGACAUUUGCCGUCGGUCUCUGGACAUUGAGCGCCCCACGUACACCAACUUGAACCGGUUGAUCGCGCAAGUAAUCUCGUCGCUGACGGCGUCGCUUCGCUUCGACGGCGCGUUGAACGUGGACGUGACCGAGUUCCAGACCAACUUGGUGCCGUACCCGCGCAUUCACUUCAUGUUGUCGUCGUACGCGCCGGUGAUCUCGGCCGAGAAGGCGUACCACGAGCAGCUGUCGGUGGCGGAGAUCACCAACAGCGCGUUCGAGCCGGCGUCCAUGAUGGCCAAGUGCGACCCCCGCCACGGCAAGUACAUGGCGGCAUGCCUCAUGUACCGUGGCGACGUGGUGCCCAAGGACGUGAACGCGGCCGUGGCGACCAUCAAAACGAAGCGCACGAUCCAGUUUGUGGACUGGUGCCCCACGGGGUUCAAGUGCGGGAUCAACUACCAGCCGCCGACGGUCGUGCCCGGCGGUGACUUGGCCCGUGUCCAGCGUGCCGUGUGCAUGAUUUCCAACACGAGCGCCAUCGCCGAAGUGUUUAGUCGCAUCGAUCACAAGUUCGACUUGAUGUACGCCAAGCGCGCGUUUGUGCACUGGUAUGUGGGCGAGGGCAUGGAAGAAGGCGAGUUUUCCGAAGCGCGCGAGGAUUUGGCUGCGUUGGAGAAGGACUACGAAGAAGUGAGCGCCGAAACCGCCGAGGGCGAAGGCGAAGAGGAGGACGCGGGCGAAGAAUACUAAGCCACGACUCAACGUCCAUUGUGACGAUUGCAUUGGUCUUAGCACGAUGUCUAAUACAUUCCUGUUUUUCCGGA